This is a messenger RNA of Aphidius gifuensis, 1554 nucleotides long. RefSeq names its product clusterin-associated protein 1 (gene Cluap1). Bases 119 to 1468 code for a protein of 449 amino acids. Gene Ontology annotation, cellular component: intraciliary transport particle B; cilium; centrosome. The transcript is spliced from 3 exons. Gene Ontology annotation, biological process: cilium assembly. NCBI's taxonomy places the organism in Eukaryota, Metazoa, Arthropoda, Insecta, Hymenoptera, Braconidae. The record is from RefSeq and is a predicted model, not a curated record.
GCCAUGGAUACAUUUAUUCCAAACAACGUGGUGUUACAAAAUUUUAUUGUGAUAAAUUUACCUGCUAAAUAACUCAUUAAUAAUUGUUAUUAAAUUAUUUAAAAUAUAAUAAAACAAGAUGUCUUACAAAGACAUGAAAAAUUUUAUUGAGAUGAUGACGUACUUGGAUUAUCCAAGAUUAAUAUCAUAUGGAAAUUUUCGAGUACCGAAUUUUCGUUUAGUUGGUGAAAUAUUAGUUUGGCUAAUUCAUAGAUUUGAUCCGAGUGCUGAUAUUCCAACAGAGCAUGCAACUGAAGAAGAAAGAGUUGCACUUAUUCGUCGAGCUGCUGAAUUUAUGGCAAUUAAUGCAAAUAUUAAAUUAAAUACUAAAAAAUUGUAUCAAGCUGAUGGCUAUGCUGUUCAUGAAUUAUUAAAAAUAACAAAAAUGUUGUAUGAUGCACAGAAAAAUAGUUUUGAUGAAAGCAAACAAAUGUUGAAUGAUAAAGGUACAAAAAAAAUUGAUAAAAUUGAUAUAACAAAACGUAUUGAUGAAUUAAAAUAUACUCGACAAUUAGCAAGUGCAUUGACUGUUAAUGGUGCUAGUUUAUUUGAUUUACUUGGUCGUGAAGUACAACUACGUGAAAUAAGAAAUUCAAAAAUAAAUCGUCAAUUUGAUACAUCAGAAAUUGAAUUGGCCAUGAAGGAUGUUAUAAAUAAUACUAAAAAAGAAAUUGAAGAUACUAAAAUACAAAUUGAUAAUGUUAAAGAAACAGAACAAAAUCUUGAAAUGAGAAUUGAACGUCGUCGUAUUGAAUUAGAAAGAAAUAAUAAACGUUUACAAACAUUACGUAAAGUACGUCCUGCAUUUAUGGAAGAAUUUGAAAAAUUAGAAAUUGAAUUACGUAUUAUUUAUGAUGAUUAUUUACAAAAAAAUCGUUAUCUUGGUUACCUUGAGCAUCUUUAUGAGGAUGCUGCAAAAGCUGAACAAGAAAGAUUUGAACGUCGUCAAGCAGCAACAAAAAGACAAUUAGAAAAAUUACGUGGUGAAGAUGCUAGUUUUGAAAGUAUGAUGGAAGGUAAUGAUUCAAUAUUUAUAAAUGAUAUACAUGGUCCACUUGAAGAAGCUGAAAAACGUGCUAUGGAAACACCAAAUCAAUCAACAAUAAGACCAUCUGAAACAGCUGAAAGAACAUCAAGAAUGCAAAUAACACAGAGAAAAAUUUAUGGCAGUAUGUCAGGACGUCAACGUGGUCUUCAAAAAGAAUCACAUGCUGAUAGCAUUGGAUCCCUGGACAGUGACAGUGAUUUACUUAUUGAUGGUGACUUGGAGGAUGAUGAUGAUGAUGAGGAUGACGAUGAGGAUGAUGAUUUAGAAGAUAAUCGAGUUAUUAAUCCUGUUGCUGGACAUGAAAUUGCUAGCUAUGAUUUAAAAUCAAACAAUGAAAAACGUGCUGCUAGUAAAAUGUCAAGGUCUGAUGAAGAUUUUUAAAUUAUUAUUCUCAGAUUAAUUUGUAUGAAUAAAGCAACAGAAAAUUAAUUCAUUAAACUCAAAUAAAAACUAAUUUAAAUAAUUAA